CAGCAAAUUUAUAACGUCUCUGAAACACAAUCUCUCAAACACACACUCUCUCUCACAUUCCCACACUCCCGUUCAGAUCUUUCUCCCUUAAUCUGUAUAGAUUAAAGCAAUCAAUCAAUUUCUAUACAGUCGCUUUGUUGAUUCCAGCCAUGGCGAGGCCCAAUUCCAGAAUCUCCGAUAGCAGCAGGUUCAUGGAGAGCAUCUCCGCCUCAGUGCCGUUCAAGAAUUUGCUCUCGAAAGCAAAGCAGAAGUCGAUCUCAAAUCGCCCCUCGAAAAUCAGAUUGGACGAUGAGAACAUAGCUCCCAUCGAUCCCAACAUUCAAAUUCGUGAUCCUCCUCUUUCUGCCUCGAUCUCUUUGCCCAAAAAAUCGCCUUCCAAGGUUAAAAUUAGUCCUAUAACGGAGGAUCUUACUGCAUCCGUAGUGUCUGAGAAAGUACCAGAAGGUCAAGAUCCACCAGUCAAGGUUGUGGUGAGGAUUGGAACAGAAAAUGGCCUUGGAAUUGGUGAAACCUCGGUCAGCAAAGUUUCAAAGAAUUCUCUAUGUGUUGCUGGCUUAAAUUACACAUUUGAUUCAGUAUUUGAAUCGGAGUCAACACAGGAGGAUGUUUACAAAUCAGUAGGUGUUCCCUUGGUUAAGGAUGCACUUGCUGGUUAUAAUACAACAAUCCUGGCUUAUGGACAGACUGGUAGUGGGAAGACAUACACAAUGUGGGGACCUCCAAGCGCGAUGGUUGGAGGUCCAUCAGUCAAUGGUCCUCAGGGUAUAGUGCCACGCAUUUUCCAGAAGCUUUUCUCAGAAAUUCAAAAGGAGCGAGAGGAUCCUGAUGGCAGAAUAAUAAAUUAUCAGUGCCGGUGUUCCUUUCUUGAGGUGUAUGAUGAGAAAAUCAGUGACCUACUUGAUCCAACACAACGGGGUUUAGAGAUAAAGGAUGAUGCGAAAAAUGGAUUUUACGUAGAGAAUUUGACUGAGGAAUAUGUAUCAUGCUAUGAGGAUGUCACUCAGAUUUUAGUUAAGGGACUAUCAAAUCGAAAAACUGGAACAACAAGAAUCAACUCCAAGAGCUCAAGAUCCCAUAUUAUGUUCACAUGCAUAAUCGAGUCUUGGUGCAAGGAGUCCUCGUCAAAGUGCUUUGGUAUUUCAAAGAUUAGUCGGAUUAGUCUUGUCGAUUUGGCUGGAUUCGAGAGAAACAUACUUGAGAAUGCUAGUAGACAGCAUGUGAAAGAAGGAAAAUAUAUUAAGAAGUCAACAUCACAGAUUGGGCGCUUGGUAAAUAUUCUUGCAGAACGAAGUCAAUCAGGGAAAUCGGAAGAAGUUCCAUACAGAAGUUCCCGUCUGACUCAUUUGUUAAGAGAAUCAUUUGGUGGCAACGCUAAGCUCUCUGUUAUAUGCACCAUUUCUCCAGACAACAAGAGCAGUAGUGAAACACUAAGCACUCUUAGAUUCGGCUUGCGGGCAAAACUGAUGAAGAAUGAACCCGUGGUGAACGAAAUAACAGAGGACGAUGUUAAUGAUCUAAGUGAUCAGAUUCGGCAGCUGAAGGAAGAACUCAUGAGGGCUAAGUCCAGCACAUCCAACUCUCUUAGCAGCAACAACCAUGGAUAUUUCCAAAGGGGAAAUGUGCGCGCUAGCCUGAACCAGCUGAGACUGAGCCUCAAUCGUUCGCUUAUAUUACCACGUGUAGAAAAUGAUUCUGAGGACAAUUUGCACAUUAAUGAGGAUGAAGUUAAGGAAUUAAAGCUUCACAUUGAUAACUUACGUGCCUCUCAUGAAGACAACAUGAAGGAAGAUUAUUCUGAGUAUGGAGAGAAUACGUUAUUGUACUCUGCAGAAGGUUGUGAGACAGAAGUUACUUGUGAACAUUAUCUGAGUUGUUCCGAAGAAAGCGAAAAUGAAGAAAUCAGUACAAGCAAAACUGAAACUGAAGUUUCAAAAGGUUCGAUUGCUGUAGAUAUUCCACCGAGUACAGCCCUUUUAGAACCUACGUUGUCGGAAUCUCCUAAAAUAAAUAAAAUUCAGAGGAAAAGCCUAGUUUUCCUGUCAUCGAACCAGGAGAGUAACAACGGAGGUCCUUGCAAAAACGUGGAAGUGAUUCGGCAAUCACAGCAAUCAGAUGUCCUUAAAUCCUCCUUGAGAUCUAGUAAGAUUUUUGAGGGCCCUACCCAGUCUUUGGAAGCUAGUCUACACAGAGGGCAACAGAUCAUCGAUUACCAUCAGAGGAACUCGGCCCCAGCUAGAUCAUCCGUGUCAUUCUCUUUCGAACACUUGGCUCUCAAACCGUGUCUGAAAGCCGACAAGGCUAAUGCCUCAGUUCAGACGUCGGAUCAAGCAUCUGAUGCCACAUUUAUUUGCGUUAGAUGUCAAGGAAAAGAAGAUAGCAAUGGUACUGACAUGGCCAUCGAAAGAGAGAAGGAUCUCAAAAGUGUUUGUAAGGAACAAGCAGCUCAAAUUGAGCUUCUAAACAGAAAGCUUGAGCAAUGCAAAUGCAUGACUGAUCAAAAGAAUCAACUUCCGCCGAUAAACGAGGAUGAACCCGAGAAAUCCGAAUCUAAGCUCUUUUUAACCUGGAACGUCAAUGAAAACCACGAGCCCCCACCCGAACUCAUAAAAGAGAAAUGUGAAAUCGAAGAUACCCAAAACUUCUCAAUCAGAAGAUCAUCGUCCGACAAACUACGGUUGUCCCUGCUGUCCCAAUCCAUGCAGCUAAGAAAGAGUUUCGUUAACAACAACAGCAAAGAAGAAUUCGAGAAGGAGAGAGAAAAGUGGAUGGAGAUGGAGAGCGAGUGGAUCUCGCUGACCGACGAGCUGAGGAUCGAGAUCGAGUCAAACCGCCGGCGAGCCGAGAAGGCCGAGUCCGAGUUGACUUUGGAGAAAAAGUCAAUGGAGGAGCUUGACGAUGCCCUCGGGAGGUCGGUGUUGGGCCACGCGAGGAUGAUCGAGCAUUAUACAGAGCUGCAGGAAAAGUAUAACGAGCUGGUGGAGAAGCAUCGGGCAGUGAUGGAAGGGGUAGCAGAGGUGAAGAGGGCGGCUUCAAAGGCAGUGGGGAGCAAAGGUGGCAGGCAUGGGGCCCGCUUUGCGAAGGCACUGUCUUCUGAGCUCUCGGCCAUGAGGAUGGAGAGGGAGAGGGAGAGGGAGCUGUUGAGGAAGGAGAAUAGGAGUUUGAAGUUGCAGCUGAAGGAUACUGCAGAGGCGGUGCAUGCUGCAGGAGAGGUUCUUGUUCGAUUGAGGGAAGCGGAGGAGGCUGCCAAGCUGGCUGAGGAGAAAAAUUUGGAGAUUGAAGAAGAGAAUGAGAAAUUGAGGAGGCAGAUGGAGAAACUGAAGAGAAAGCACAAGAUGGAGAUGGUGACCAUGAAGCAAUAUCUAGCUGAGAGCAGGUUGCCAGAGGCUGCCUUGAGAUCCUCACCAUUUUACCGAGAGGAUGAUUCAGGGCAAGCAAAUGGCUCGUCAUUUCCAGACGACGAUGACCAGGCAUGGAGGGCUGAAUUUGGAGCAAUUUAUCAGGAGCAUUAUUAGCUAGAAGAGGAAGCUCUCCACAACUUUUAAGUUUGAGAAAGACCCUACUCGGGUCGGUUGGUGACACAAAUAAUAUUGUUUGUCUUGUGAUUUAUAAGACCGAUUAAUCUGUGUAUUCAUUUCUUGGGAGUUUGUUGUAUGAGUCAAUUCUAUUAUUUUCAGUUUGCUGUCAUUGUUCCUACCUUACUGCAGGCGUCUAUUUCGACAAUUUGCUG
Striga asiatica is the source of this 3727-nucleotide messenger RNA. The record is from the annotation of a GenBank genome assembly. NCBI's taxonomy places the organism in Eukaryota, Viridiplantae, Streptophyta, Magnoliopsida, Lamiales, Orobanchaceae.